Molecule: messenger RNA, 1122 nt
Organism: Quercus robur (English oak)
Lineage: Eukaryota; Viridiplantae; Streptophyta; Magnoliopsida; Fagales; Fagaceae
Exons: 3
Coding region: 1-1122 (373 amino acids)
Source: RefSeq, a predicted model, not a curated record
AUGACCUCUCGGGGGAAAGGUCAGUCAUCAAAGGGCGUCUCGAACCCUGGCCUGAAGGUUAUCCCGGACCUGAAGAAGAAGAGGCCGGUGGACACGCCUGAGGAAGGCGAGGUGGCUGUCCAGCCGACCAAGCAGCAGAAAACCACACGGGUGCCAAGGAGCAGAAGGGGCACCUCUUCGGACAGCAGGGAUGAGGGGAACCUUGCUGAAGUGCGCACUUCCCCUCGUCCAUGGGACCCAAAGUUGGAGCUGGAUGGGCUCGCCAUUCCUUACACUGCUUCAGUCCGAGAGUAUAAUCGUGGCCGGGCAGGGUACGUGGCGGAGGCCUUAGAGCAGCCCCUACUUCUUCCUCGGGACAUGGAGGCCUACAGGCGGUGCACUCAGUCCGAGCUCUUCCUAUCCCUUAAAAGGGAUCUCGCGCUGAUUACUCAGCAGGUCUUCGUGGCUGAGGAGUUUUGCCGUAAUAGCCGCAAUCUGGCUGAGGCUGAGACCCAGGCUCGGACAGAGGUGGAGAAAGCCUUGGGGUCCCUCAAGCAUGAUCACACUAAACUCACGGCUGAGUUCAAGGAUUCGGAGAACCGACGUAAAAGUGCAGAGGCUGGCUUGAAGAGUGCCGAGGAUCAGGCGGAGGACCAGCGCAAACAACUGUACACGGCUCAGCUUGACCUUAACACCGAGAGGCAGGCAGUGCAGGACCUCAAAACUGCCCUGCAAAAGGUGGAGGACGAGCUGAGGCUGGCAAGGGAGGAGGCCCAGCUGAUCCGAGAGGCCACAGAGGCUGAGAAGAAUGCUGCUCGCCAGCUCGGGGCCGAAGAGACUGAGGCCAGGCUGUCCGAGGAGAUCCCUGAGGUAUGCAGGGAGUACUGCGACAUUUCAUGGGCCCAUGCUCUCGACGCUGCAGGAGUUCCUGCGGAUUCGGCACUAAGAUUGCCCGAGAGCAUCUUCUAUCCUCCGGAGAUCCGAGCUAGACCUGAUGAAGCUCAAGUCGCUUCGGAGCAAGACCUGGCGGUGCCUGAUGCCGUCCUUGUGCCUGAUGUGGCUAAGGAUCCCGCCACAGACUCUACCAUUGAGGUUCCUCCUCCUCAGCCCGAGCAGAAAGAAGAUUCUCCCGCUAAGGCUUAG